Eurytemora carolleeae is the source of this 3279-nucleotide messenger RNA. RefSeq lists its product as uncharacterized. Lineage: Eukaryota; Metazoa; Arthropoda; Copepoda; Calanoida; Temoridae. The coding region runs from base 550 to 3180 and encodes 876 amino acids. The transcript has 25 exons. The record is from RefSeq and is a predicted model, not a curated record.
GAACAUAUCAAAUAAACUGAAUUAGGCCAUAUUUUAAAUAAUAUCAUUAAAUACGGUUAAUCAGAAUAGAUUUUUAGGUCUACGUACAGGUGUUCACUCGCUCCAAUUACUGGUGGUAAAAGUGUUUUUAAAAGUUAAAAAUUGUGAUUUAAAAUGGCAGCAAUAACAACAAUAGCAAUACCGACACUAUGGUUAGGGAGUAUAUGGGGUACAUCAGCAGCAUCAGCAUCCACCUCUGGUGUGAAGGACUACUUGGGAGUAUCUGUUUGUGUGGAUUAUAUGCCUGGAGGCGGGGGUUUUAGUAUUCAGCAGGCCCAACAGGGCCCUAGUAACUUUCAUUAAAUGCAGUUCUAGUGAUAGUAACACGGCUACUGAACAAUUGUCUACGCUUCUAGAAGAGAGGUUUAGCCUACAGUGAGCUAGUGAUAGUUAUAUCCAUACCAGGUAUCUACUCGGGUAGUUAUCUUUAUGGUGGUUUGAAAAGUGCUUAAGACUGAUCAUUGGGAAUAGAAACCAAAGAUUUUAAAGCAUUACAAUCGGUCUGACAAAAUGCCGGACAAAAACAAUUUUGAGCCCAGCGCUAAGAAACCCAAAGUCGAGAUCGACUUGAACAAUUUAGUUAAACAGGAGAAGGAUAGUGACGACAGCAGCCCUGGUAGCUUGGAGCAAGGGCAGCGUGUACAGGAGCAGCUACUGCCCACUGUUCAGCUGUUUGGUACAGAUAUACCGUAUCGUCGUUGCGGUAAAAUCCUGCUAUUCAGUACAGCUGCUGUGGUAGCGUUGAUUAGAGCUUGGCUUCCAAUUGCUGCUGAUCUACAGCAAAUUAUUAACAGUUUACAGACCCAGAACAGAGGAGAACCUCUGAAAAGUUCAUUAAUAUCCUGGGGGUCCCUGAAGCUACUCCUAAAAGGAUCACUUUAUGAUCUUGCACUGGGGAAUAUCCUUUCCCACUACAGACCAUUUGGUAAGAGUCCCCGAUUUGAUGGUGAAAAUGAAUUAUGCACCCUGAAUGGUGUACUCAAGAUAGGAAACCAGGGAAUACAGUUCUAUGUACAGUACGGCAAGGUAUUUCUGAGCUGUGAAGAUGUGAUGCGCGUAUGCCGGGAGCGCGGAGAGGAAGUAAACACUAUUAAACCAGGAAGAAAUAAUUCAAACCUAUACAAGGUGAACGGGGUAGUGGAUGGUGAGAUGAGGAUGAGACUCGAGGAUAUUGAGCAGCAGGUCAAGGACACCAAACUGGGAUCUGUUCUCAGGCACCUGUUGAAGCAGGUUGAGGGUGUGAAGGAGAAGAGGGAGCAAAUGGAAAAGGAGAUGGAGCAGACCGUCUCUAUGAUCAACAGACAGAGAAUCACAGAGCAGGCAUGUACGUACGACAGUACCGAUAAUGAGUCUAAAUCCACUCUUGAAACUGUACAUGUUGCGGAUUCAAGUUAUGUACCGAAACGAACCUACAAAGAGUGCAAUAACAUACAGUGCGGGCGUACAUAUCACUUUAUCCUGAGCUGCUGCACUAGGGAGCAUACUCUAAACCUCAUGGAUCAAAGAAUCCCCUUCAUGUAUCACCAGGGGAAAAUAUACCUGGAGAAGUGCGCGGCAUUCGAGGCCAUUGGCAAAACAAAUAUAAUCCGUUGUUCCAACUAUCGUCGAGUGGAUAAGAUACUGAUCGAGCACGGACUAAGUCCAGCCGCCGAAUUUCUGCAGCAGGAUAUAGGAAAGAAGUCUCGUCGGCGAAGUGGCGCUGCGGGUAGAAACCGUAGGAAUCAUGUCAGCCUUGAUGCUCUCACUCUAUUAGUCCAGGUUAACUUUGUGAUGCCUGGUCGACAAGAUGUAUUGCUGGCUGGACUAGAACAGUUCUCAUCCAACCCUCCUCCUCCUUGCGCACAUAUUAACCAGGGUGAGGUGGAGAAUGAGAUGGAUGAGCUAGUGAAUGAUCUGGAUGAGGAGGAAGAGGAGGCUAAGGAUGAGAAUAUUACUAAGGAUGAGCAGAGUAGUUCUGGAGUAGAAUCUGAAGAAAGUGGGCUUGUUGAAACACCAGUUGGUUCCCCUGAGUCGGUACAUAAAGUAGUUGACCUCAAACCGGUUCCUAAAAGUAAACAACAGAUAAAAACAGUCGCUAUUCAGAAUAUGCAGGUUCCUUUCAAGGUUGCAAAUGGGCAGGUUUUCUUGAAGAAACAUUUUGUUUUCAGUUUGCUUCAUAUCAAGGAUGCCCUCAGAAAAAGUAGCGAAAGGUUGGAGAAACUGUUGGUUCAGAUUGAGUUUCCUCUGGAGAAAGCAUUUCUGUAUGAAGGAAGGAUUGCCAACUAUAUAUCAACACAUGCUGUCAAGUGUAUCCUGGGUUCUGUCCCUGAUAUAUCUACUGAGCUGGGACGGGUUGAGCUAGAUGAUCUCCUGGUAGAGUUGGAGACUAUUGAAGGAAAUAUUGACAACCUGACAACUAUUAAACAUCUUCAGCUCAAAACUAUGGGAACUAUUAGGUUUCAAGUACAGGCUGGUGUAGUAUACUUUGAUACACUAAAACUUAUGAAGCUGGCUGAGAUACAUCCCAGUCUUGUCAGAAACUCACCAAGCAAAGCCAACUCUUUCGUCAAAAAGCUCCUUCAGGAUCGUGGUAUAAACGUGGUUAGUUGUUUCUUGAAGCAACGUAACAGUAAAUACGCAUUCAUCAACCUGCGUAGUUCUCUUAUACUGCUCCAGUACUCACACGAGACAGAACAGAAGGAGAAAGCUCACAGGCUGAAGAAGGAACUUCUUCUUGCUGCACACGCUAGAAAUAUACUGAAUAAACCGGGAGAAGGAUCAGUACGCUGCGUCCAGAACACGCUGAAAAUAUCAAACAGAUUUCCUAAUCUAAAAUACAAAAUCAAGGCUGGUAGAAUGUAUUUCCAUCGUAAAACUGUAUUUGAUUGUAUCGGACUAGAGAGCUUGGUUCUAGGAAACAAAAAGGGAUUUCUUCCGCUCAACGCUAUUCUUACAGAUCUUGGGCUUGACUUCUCUCAGGUGUACCUAUCCAACCAGCAGGAAGUGUUUGCCUACAUCUCAGCUCCUGCUCUUCUCCUACUCCUGGAGUCCAACGAGUCCUUCCUAGUCCUUCUCAACAAGAGAUUUUCUAGCUCAGCUACUUCUAGCUAUAGAAUUUUCUGUUUGCGCAGUUCUAGGAAAUCAGGAAACUCUGUUGGUUGAGAAUCAUAAGAUUCCGAUAAUAUCUCGCGAGGGUCGUCUUUACCUAGAUAAAGAAGUUUGCUUCAGUAUGUCCCGCCUCUCCGCCCUGUCAGAGUGGGC